UUUACCGGAAGGGGGCGGUGCUCUUCCUCUGCGUGCCGUGACGUAGCGCGGCUGCGGGCCGCCGACGCAGGGCUGGGUUUCCAUUUUCAUUACCAGAGAGGCUUGGGGAACAACAACAUGGAGCCGGAUAUUGAGGACAAAACGUUGGAGCUUAUGUGCUCUGUGCCUCGCUCUCUCUGGCUCGGCUGCUCCUCGGUGGCAGAGAGCUUGUGUGCACUGAGGUGUCUACAGAGCAUGCCCAGGGGCCACAAUCAGAACACCUCGGUCAUGGAGCCUCAGAACAACGAGCUCUCCCCAAAGCAGACCUCUCUGCACCAGGGAAAGAUCAGCAACGGACCAUCCAGAAAGAGACCGUCGGAGGGCAACUACGAGAAGGAGAAGGACGUCUGCAUCCAGCUGUUCGACCAGUGGUCCGAGGCCGACCAGGUGGAGUUUGUGGAACACUUGAUCUCUCGCAUGUGCCACUAUCAGCACGGCCACAUCAACUCCUACCUCAAACCCAUGCUGCAGAGAGACUUCAUCACCGCGCUACCAGCCCAGGGUCUGGACCACAUCGCGGAGAACAUCCUGUCGUUCCUUGACGCGCGGUCGCUGUGUGCGGCUGAGCUGGUGUGUAAGGAGUGGCAGCGUGUCAUCUCCGAGGGCAUGCUGUGGAAGAAGCUCAUCGAACGCAUGGUCCGCACAGAUCCCCUGUGGAAGGGCCUUUCCGAGAGGCACCAGUGGGAAAAACAUCUGUUCAAGAACCGCACGACAGAAGUUCCGCCAAACUCAUACUACCACUCUCUGUACCCCAAAAUCAUCCAGGACAUCGAGACGAUCGAGGCGAACUGGCGAUGCGGGAGGCACAACCUGCAGAGAAUCCAGUGUCGCUCGGAGAACAGUAAGGGAGUCUAUUGCCUGCAGUAUGACGACGAGAAGAUCAUCAGCGGGCUCAGGGACAACUCCAUUAAGAUCUGGGACAAGCAGACCCUGGAGUGCCUGAAGGUUCUGACAGGACACACAGGCUCAGUGCUGUGCCUGCAGUAUGACGAGAGGGUCAUCGUCACCGGCUCCUCUGACUCAACCGUCCGGGUAUGGGACGUGAGCUCCGGAGAGGUGCUUAACACCCUUAUCCACCACAACGAGGCUGUCCUGCACCUGCGCUUCUGCAACGGCCUGAUGGUCACCUGCUCCAAGGACCGCUCCAUCGCCGUGUGGGACAUGGCCUCGCCCACCGACAUCAGCCUGCGCCGCGUGCUGGUCGGACACCGCGCCGCCGUCAACGUGGUCGACUUUGACGACAAGUACAUCGUCUCCGCCUCCGGGGACCGCACCAUCAAGGUGUGGAGCACCAGCACGUGCGAGUUUGUCCGGACCUUGAAUGGACACAAGCGGGGCAUCGCGUGCCUGCAGUAUAGGGACAGGCUGGUGGUCAGCGGUUCUUCCGACAACACUAUCCGUUUGUGGGACAUCGAGUGUGGGGCGUGUUUGCGUGUACUGGAAGGCCAUGAAGAGCUGGUCCGCUGCAUUCGCUUCGACAACAAGAGGAUCGUCAGCGGGGCAUAUGACGGGAAGAUCAAAGUGUGGGACCUGCAAGCUGCUCUGGACCCAAGAGCCCCAGCCAGCACGCUUUGUCUGCGUACACUGGUGGAGCAUUCUGGCCGCGUUUUCCGGCUGCAGUUCGACGAGUUCCAAAUCAUCAGCAGUUCUCACGACGACACUAUCCUCAUCUGGGACUUUCUGAACGUUUCGCCGAACGGCCAGACAGAGGGCCGAUCGCCUUCACGCACCUACACGUACAUCUCCAGAUAGCAGGAUGAACAUGGCGGCAGGUGCGGUGUGUCCUGGAAGGUUUGUCUGGUGAUUGGCUGUGUCUGUGUGGGAGAUGGGAGGCCAGCGAGUGGACAUAGCCUCCUCCUCCUCCUCCUCCUCCUCCUCCUCGCUCCCCUUCUCCAUCUUCUCUCCGACUGUCUGGGUGUCUCUCAGCCCUUGUAUCAGCCCCACAAACAGAGCCUGGCCCCCCCUCCACACACACACACACACACACACUGGUGGGUCAGUGGGGGGGGCUGCGAGGCUCCCAGACUGAGUGAGCGUGGGGCAGGUGCCACCGCAGCGCCAGUGAAGACAUUGGAAGGGGCUGGGGGAUGGGGGUUUGGGAAAGGGGCUUCUCUGUUCUGAGUUCCGGUUCUAAGAUGCACAGUGUCCAGACUUCCUGUGUCUGGACAUCCUGUUGUGGCACAAAGGGACACAGACCCCCCAGGAGACCCUGCAUGUGCCCAGCAUCUCACGCUGCCCCCCCACCCCCCACGUCUUUACCCCCCCCUCCUUUUUUUAAAUUCCAAAAUGUCUUUUUCUUUGUAAUAUUGUACUAAACAUUGUAGUUUCCUGCUUUCCCCUAACCCCCCCCCCCCCCUUUCUCUUUCAUUCUUGCUGUCUGCCUGCUUAGGUUUUCAACGGUCUGUAUCUUGGAGCUGAAUUUAGCUGUAAACAGAAUUUGUCUUGUCAGAAAUUGUGUUGUAUAUUGAAAUGAUUUUUUUAAAGAAAAAAAAAACACAUUAUUAAGAAUAAAGUACUUGACUGUGAGGGUUUGGUCAUGCUGCCCAA
Paramormyrops kingsleyae is the source of this 2586-nucleotide messenger RNA. RefSeq names its product F-box and WD repeat domain-containing 11-B. The record is from RefSeq and is a predicted model, not a curated record. Gene Ontology annotation, molecular function: protein dimerization activity. Lineage: Eukaryota; Metazoa; Chordata; Actinopteri; Osteoglossiformes; Mormyridae.